This is a messenger RNA of Papilio xuthus (Asian swallowtail), 720 nucleotides long. The record is from RefSeq and is a predicted model, not a curated record. NCBI's taxonomy places the organism in Eukaryota, Metazoa, Arthropoda, Insecta, Lepidoptera, Papilionidae.
UUUUUUUUACGUGCCAAACUCGAUUUGUGUUUCGAUUUUUGGAUUUUAUUGACAGUGGUUUUGUUUAAACAUUUAUACAAUGGUGUUCAAGCUUGUAUUGUUAGUGUUGUUCGCGGCGUGCGCUCACGGUCGUCUCUUCACAUACUACCGGCCUGCGGACCUUCAUCCGGAGCCCGCCCUCGUCCACGAGGAGCCACAGCUCGUGUUUGAUCAUCAUCACAUAUCUGAAGAUGAACACGUUGAUUAUUAUGCGUAUCCGAAAUACGAGUUCAAAUACGGCGUCAAUGACUUCCACACGGGGGACAUAAAGACACAUCACGAGAGUCGAGACGGUGACGUCGUCAAAGGUCAAUAUACAGUAGUGGAACCCGACGGCUCGAUUAGAACUGUGGACUACACCGCGGACAAACACAAUGGUUUCAAUGCUGUUGUGCACAGGACCGCACCAAUAACUCCACACGAAGCAGCCCACUACAAAUUCGCAGAGCAUUAAAUUUUUGCCAAUCAGUUUGGAAAUCAUUUUUGUUUUUAUGACUAUGUUUUCUUCGUAAUUAAUACUCCUUAUUUAAUUGGUUAGUAACUCUUUUGUUUCUUAUUUAUUUCCGUUGUAACACAGACUAUGUUAUUUAGUUGUAAGUUAGAAAUGUAAUAUUUUCGAUUGGAUUCAAUAAUUCCGAUCUCGUUGUUAUUUCUUGGUUUAUUUAUUGUUGAUGUUUUUAU